Messenger RNA from Penicillium brevicompactum, 1557 nucleotides. RefSeq names its product MFS transporter. NCBI's taxonomy places the organism in Eukaryota, Fungi, Ascomycota, Eurotiomycetes, Eurotiales, Aspergillaceae. The record is from RefSeq and is a predicted model, not a curated record. Gene Ontology annotation, molecular function: transmembrane transporter activity. The transcript has 2 exons. The coding region runs from base 1 to 1557 and encodes 518 amino acids. Gene Ontology annotation, biological process: transmembrane transport.
AUGAGCUCAAAAGUGGCUGUCAUACGAGAUGAAGACCUUCGACAAGAAGAGAUCAAAAGCGGCAAUGAGAACCCCGAAUAUCCGACCAGGAUUGGCGAUAUCGAAAGGUCAAGCCCACCAACAAACGUCUCAAUCAAGCACUUGAUGGACCUGAGCAACGGCAUCGUGGGUUGGGAAUCUCAGAGUGACCCUCAGAAUCCUCUAAACUUCACACCUAGGCGGAAGUGGUUAAUCACAGGCCUACUUUCGGCAAUUGGGUUCAUGACCCCUUUCGCAUCCUCCAUCAUCGCGCCAGCGAUAUCUUUAAUCGAGGCCGAAUUCCACGUCACCAAUAUAACCAAAGGCGCCAUACCCGUGAGCAUUUUCCUUUUGGGAUAUGCAGUCGGACCUCUGUUUCUUUCGCCUUUCUCUGAGAUAUAUGGUCGUCAUGUCGUCAUGAUAACUGCUAGCUCUGUGUUUUGCGCCUGGCUGAUUGGUUGCGCUCUUGCACCGUCGCUAGAGACACUUAUUAUUUUUCGAUUUUUCUCGGGCAUUGGUGGAUCGGCAUCGCAGACAGUCGCGGGAGCUAUGGUCGCGGAUAUGUUCCCCGUUGACCAGCGAGGUAGAGCGAUGGCUGUUUGGAUGCUUGGGCCGAUAAUGGGACCUUCGGUUGCGCCAGUGGUGGGAGGUUUCGUUUCGGAGAAGAUUGGCUGGCGAUGGGUGAAUUGGAUUACUUUGAUCCCUGCAACUCUGGUCGUUGUCGCUAUGGCUGUAUUUAGUUGCGAGACGAAUCAUCAGGUUCUGAUCCAAGCCAAAACGGCUGCACUGCGGAGAGAGCUUGGUCGUCCUGAGCUGCUGAGCUGCUAUACCGACGAUGCUUCUACUCUCUCCAAGAAGGAGAUUCUCUUGAGAGGCCUAGUCAGGCCUUUCCGACUGCUCUUUGGCUCCGCGAUUGUCUUCGGCGUCUCUCUUUAUAUCGCGUUCGCAUAUGGGUGUCUCUACCUGUUCUUCAAUACCAUCCCCAUCGUCUUCGAGGACGGCUACGGCUGGUCGACGGGCAUCACUGGUAUCGUCUACCUUGCACUCUUGGUCGGAUACAUCAUCGGCGUCACGAUAUUCUUCACAUGCUCCGACAGAUCAGUCAUUCAUAAGACAAAGCUGAAUGCCGGAGUACACGAGGCUGAGAUGCGGCUGCCCGUUUGUAUCUACUGCGCUCCAUUUUUGCCAAUCGCCUUCUUCCUGUACGGCUGGAGCAGCGAGAAGGGCGUUUUCUGGAUCGUGCCAGUGAUCGGACUGGUUUUCUUCGGUAUUGGCUUCGAGUGUAUCUGGCUGACCACGCAAGCUUAUAUCGUCGACGCGUACUCGCAAUAUGCUGCCAGCGCACUCGCGGCAUUCUCGGUCAUGCGCAGCGUUGUAGCUGCUUUUCUUCCUUUGGCUGGGCCGCAGAUGUAUCAUGAGAUGGGAAUCGGUUGGGGCAAUUCUCUGUUGGGCUUCAUCGCUCUUGCUCUGGUCCCCGUUCCCGUGCUGAUCUAUAGAAUGGGUGGAAAGAUUCGGAAGAAUGAGCAUUGGAAUCUUUGA